GAGGGAGAGGAAGGAGAAAAUGAGUUUAUUUUUAGAAGAGAGGAAGGAUGAUGAAGACCAAUAGUGCAAGUUUCAAAUUAGUAUGCACUGACAAAGCUGUAAUGAAUUCAGUAGUUUUAAAAAUGAGAAUUUCUGUUUGAUUUAUGCCACGCUGAAAGGGCUGUCUGCAGGGUAAGUCACAGCUGGAGCAAUACUGAUAUUGCAAAUGAAAGCUGAAGGAAAUCAGAGCUCGUUAAAACGAGUGCUGUGUAUGAGAACAGCUCAAGAGCCCCACAGGCUGUGCAGCCAGAAGGAGAAGGAACAAACCACUGCUCUGGAGUCCAGGACUACGGCUGAUAAGGAGGGCUGUGCAGGGGAUGGGAGCAUCAAGCCAAGUUUCAAAUGGCAGAAGAAUAUACAACACAUUGGAAAACUGUUCUCCAAGCUUCUAGUACAUUCCUAAGGUUGGGUGUGGAGAGUCCAGAUCUAGGGGACUUGGCAGGGCUGCAGGGCAGGAGGGGGGCACUGGCAGGGCAGCCAAGAAACUGGGACUGAUAAAGAACAACAGGGCAGAAUGGACAUAGGAGUUUUAAAUGUUUCUCCCUGCAUAUAUUCAUACAAGAGAAUUACUUUCAAACAGAAAACAGCAAUCAUAAACGGUCAAGUAAAGUAAAAACCUCCAAGCCUCAGGAAAGUCAGACUUGCCCUGACAAGCAAUUUAUACAAAAUGUUUUGAAUUUUAGAUAAAGGUUGGGGCACCUGAAUUCACUGUUCUCAGAGUUCUUACAAACUGGUACAAUCUCAAAUUUCUUCAAACUACCGAUAUACUUUCCUAAAAGAAAAAAAGUUCAGAAUCUCAAAAACUACCUUCCCUCCACCUGAAAGAAAAGCAAAACCUGGAGCCAGAAAAUGCAAAAUGGAGAUAGAAUCAGUAAAACUAAACCUGAUUUUUAAAAAAGCCACACGCAUUUAUUCUGAAGGCAGGGUUUUGAUUAAUACGAUGCUCUUGUUGCUUGUUCGUUGCUUAUGUAGAGUACAAAUUACGUCCCCACAAAACCACUUUUCUCCUCCCCUCUCUCCCCCUCCCCCUGCUCACUGACAAAAUGUUUCUAAAGAAGGCCUGGAAGGGAAGGGUAGGGGAAGCUCAGAGCCUCUCACAGCGAGAGGAUGAGGACAGCUGGGCCAGAAAUGGAAGUCCCCCAGCUGUCAUCCACGACUACAGUCACCUUCAACUACGAUGACUACUACUAUGAUGACCAGUGCCCGAACCACCACCUGCAACAUAUGUCUACUUUCCUCCCUAUCCUUUACAGUGCCGUGUUCCUGGUGGGCAUUGUUGGCAACUCAAUCCUGAUAGUGGCCUUGAUCGUCAAGCGACGGGUCCAGAGGCUGAUUGACAUCUUCAUCAUCAACCUCGCUGCAUCUGACUUCAUCUUCCUCACCACACUGCCUUUGUGGGUGGACAUGGAGGUGUCGGACGAUGGCUGGAGGGCAGGAGCUUUCCUCUGCAAAGCGAGUUCCUAUGUGAUCUCAGUCAACAUGUACUGCAGCAUCCUGCUCCUCACGUGUAUGAGCGCUGACCGCUACCUGGCUAUCAUGCAGCCCUCCAUCGCGCGACGCGUCAGGACAAGGUCCUGCUCCACAGCACUCUGCAUCUGUGUCUGGUUGUUAUCCUGCUGCUUGGGCGUGCCAACCCUUCUGUCCAGAGAACUGAAGAAGCAAGAUGGAAAGACUCACUGUGCAGACAAAGCCGUGACAGAAGCCAAACAGUUCAUGUCACUGAUGCUUUUAAUCCUGGCCUUCUUCUUCCCGCUGUUGAGUAUCUUAACCUUUUACUGCUCCAUCACCAAGAGACUCUGUGUGCACUAUCAGAAGGCUGGGAAACGUGAUAAGAAACUGAGAAAAUCCAUCAAGAUUGUCUUCAUUGUAGUGGCGGCUUUUGUUGUCUCCUGGGUUCCUUUCAACCUUUUCAAGCUUAUGACCAUCCUUUUGCGACUCCUAAAGCAGCCCGACUGUUUUUCUGGCACGGUUGCUCAGAUGGGCAUAAAGGUGAGCAGCCCUUUUGCUUUUGCCAAUAGCUGUGCCAACCCUUUAAUUUACUUUUGCUUUGACAACUACAUCCGCAGAGCCAUGCUCCAGUGCCUGUGCCCACAGGUGAAAAUCAGCAGCAACAGCUCUGAUACCCUGGACACCCAGCUGAGCCAUUCCUUAUCCAAUUUUGUGGCAGGGGAGUAUGCCACCAGGAUGAGGAAGCGCUCUGUGUCCCUCUGACUGCGAGCUGGGACUGUGGAGGAAGGCACUUCUUUCCCCCAAAGGUGGCAGGAAAAGAAAGAGACGAGCAACAGAGGCAGGUGCAAGUGUAAUCCAGCCAGUGCUUCGGGUGGGAGGGAUGUUGCUUCCUUUUAAAUGCAGAUAGAUGGAAUAGGAAACCUUAAUCACAGAAUUACUUUACAAUGAUUGCUGUGACAAUGCACGGGGUGUAAAUGUGAAACCAUCAUACCAAGAAAUAGCUACAAAUGCAUAUGCUGCAACCCCAGUACAAGUGUUACAAACUACAGAGAAGAACCGUGUGAUUCAGUCAAGGGCUCUCCGAGACAAGCUUUGAACUUAUGUGCAUAUAGGUUUUUAUUCUGUGCAAGAAAAGCAUCCCGAGUGUUUCUUUUUGGUUCCUAGCUUGC
Prinia subflava (tawny-flanked prinia) is the source of this 2657-nucleotide messenger RNA. Its product is annotated as G-protein coupled receptor 15-like. Gene Ontology annotation, cellular component: membrane; external side of plasma membrane. Bases 1147 to 2250 code for a protein of 367 amino acids. Gene Ontology annotation, molecular function: C-C chemokine binding; C-C chemokine receptor activity. Gene Ontology annotation, biological process: immune response; calcium-mediated signaling; cell chemotaxis. The record is from RefSeq and is a predicted model, not a curated record. The transcript has a single exon. Lineage: Eukaryota; Metazoa; Chordata; Aves; Passeriformes; Cisticolidae.